AUGGAAACAUAUUUUGGUUACGUAAAAACACCACAAGACGCUAUAUUACUAUUCGAGGCAUGCCGUAUUGGGUACUUGGCACGUAUACAACGUCGUCUUUCCGAAAGAGAACGAUCGGCGAUACGCUCGGGUUCAGUAUUCGUGUGGGAUGAACGUGAGGCCGGGAUGAGAAGAUGGACAGACGGAAAAAGUUGGUCGGCCAGUCGAGUAAGUGGAAGUUUUCUCACAUAUCGUGAAUUGGAGUCAAAACGAAAGACCAAUUCGCGGGGGAGCAAUAAUCCGAAUGACUUGUCAAGUGAGGAUACGGAUUCUAGCGAAUCAUAUAGUAAUAGCGGGAAAAAGAUCACCACAACCACGGAACAAUGUCGAUAUAAGCACGGUGGAUUGGUAAAACAGUCGUUCAGUAUCACGACAAAUAAUCAUCAAAAGCUUCAUUUGAUCUGUUAUUACACCAAAGCUGAUGUCAUCGGUGAGAAAUUACAGAUCCCAUUGCAGGAUGAGAAACUUAAAAUCAUUCAGAUCCCAAAAGGAAUGUAUCCGGAAACUCAAAAUGUUGAUGGUACCGUCGGUCCACAUGGGGGUCAUUAUCCUGAUAGUCGAAUCGAGCGAUCUUUAUCACCGAAUCCAUAUUGGCAAUUGCCACAACCAACUUCAUCUCAUCUGCCUGGUAGCCUACCAAACGCACUGCUUCAUGGUGGCAAUAAUUCUUCACAUGCUCAUCAUCAACAUCGACAUUCCUCAGGUGGACAAGAACCGAUGCAAAUUGAUACUCCACAUUCAGCAUGCUCGACGCCAUCAAUUUCAUCUUCACCCUCGACAAUUGAAGAAGAUUAUACUGAUUAUCGUCGACAGAAUCUAUCUGCAAUUGGAGCACAUCUUGGCUCAAAUUCAAAUGGAUCAAGUAUAUCGUUGCCGUCAUAUCCACCCGCUAACUACAUUCAACCAUCCGAAUCAAAUUCAACAUCCGGAGCAAGCUUCUCUGGCGGAUCACAGCCAAUAAAUAUUCCUGCUCCUGGAAGAUUCGUAUUUCCACCACCACAACAAUCACCAUUCCCAUCCUCAUACCCCCCUCAUUCUUCAUCAUCGCAUCAUAUCCAACAGUCAAGUAAUAAUAAUAGCAAUGGUUUGGUUAGAUUAGGCUCAAUUUAG
This is a messenger RNA of Ambispora leptoticha, 1149 nucleotides long. The record is from the annotation of a GenBank genome assembly. Lineage: Eukaryota; Fungi; Glomeromycota; Glomeromycetes; Archaeosporales; Ambisporaceae.